CACGGUCAUCGUUGACCCAAUUUGUGUUCCAGAGGUGUACCAGAAACGAACGCGACUCAAGAACCAACUUCUUCGUCGACACCAGUAGGCGAAACGGUUUCGUUUGGAUUACUACGACCUUUCAACGAUAGUUUCAUCUGGUUUUAGUUCUUCAUUUCUAUUCACCACUUCGCCGAUAGUUAUAAAACAAUUAAUUGUUAAAGUGCGCCAGAAAACGAUAUUUGUAUGACAAUUGAUACGGUUGUGCCCGUUAGAAAACGGAAGAAACGAAAGCAAAUGUUUACUUUGAACUGUAAACGGACGAUUAGGUUAAAUUAACACAGAAUUUUAAAACAAAAGUUUGUGUGUUUCUUAGUUUUAUUGUUUUUUUAAAACAAAAUUCAUUUUUUUAAGAUUAACUUUAUUGGUUGUUGAGUUUCUACUAUGCGAAAAGAAACAAAUUUCUUAUUACUAUGGAUUACGUCACUCAAUAUUCAUCUAAUAUAUGGAUCACCUAUCAUUCUUCCUAUUACAAAAAAUAUAACAGGUAGAGAAUCAGAAUUUUAUGAUAAUUGGAAUUACAAAUUAGAACAUAGUAACACGCCGAUUUUAGAUGCUAAAGUUAGAAAUCACACUUUACCGGAAACGAGCCGAUCAACUGGAAGAUUUUGGGAUAUGGAUCCUGAUAAAACGACGCAUUUUCCGAAAUUCGUGGAUAAAGCUUUAAAACUUUUAAAUUUGAAACAGGUCGCCUACGAAAUUGAGAAUUCUUUGUUAUCGAAAGUGUCUUGUACAGCUUGCAAAGCAGGAGCGGGACUUUUACAACAUUACAUCAAAACAGGAAAAACUGAAAAAGAAAUCAAAUCCACAAUAUACCAAUUUUGUGUAAAUUUAAAAAUACAGUCACCUAGAGUUUGCGAAGGAAUCACCGAACAAUUCGCACCAGAAGUAAUUUACGUUUUAGGACAAGUAAAAAUCGGACCAGAAGAAAUAUGUUCUUUUGUAAUUGGGGACGGUUGUGGAGAUGUUUAUAAUCCUUACCACGAUUGGGAAGUGAUUUUUCCACCUGUUCCAAAACCUACAUUAAUAGAACAAAAAAUACCUGAAAUUCAAGCACCAACAUUUAAAGUUCUUCAUUUAUCCGACACCCAUUAUGAUCCUUAUUACCUUGAAGGAAGCAAUGCGGAUUGUAACGAACCUUUAUGUUGUCGUUUAACGAACGGACCUGCUGCAUCUAAAGAACAAGCGGCUGGGAAAUGGGGUGAUUAUCGAAAAUGUGAUACACCAAAAAGAACAGUGGAUAAUUUGUUAACACAUAUAUCUGAUACGCAUCCUGACAUUGAUUAUAUUCUUUGGACUGGAGAUUUACCCCCUCACGAUAUUUGGAAUCAAACGAAAGAAGAAAAUUUAAAUAUUAUCAAAGAAACCGUUAAGCAAAUGUCUGAUACAUUUCCAAAUGUUCCAAUUUUUCCAGCUUUAGGAAAUCACGAAUCAGCACCAGUUAAUAGGUAAUAUUUAUUAUUUUUUUAAUAUUCAG
Molecule: messenger RNA, 1516 nt
Organism: Onthophagus taurus
Lineage: Eukaryota; Metazoa; Arthropoda; Insecta; Coleoptera; Scarabaeidae
Source: RefSeq, a predicted model, not a curated record